Priapulus caudatus is the source of this 635-nucleotide messenger RNA. RefSeq names its product fibropellin-3-like. Gene Ontology annotation, cellular component: protein-containing complex; plasma membrane. Gene Ontology annotation, molecular function: calcium ion binding. NCBI's taxonomy places the organism in Eukaryota, Metazoa, Priapulida, Priapulimorpha, Priapulimorphida, Priapulidae. Gene Ontology annotation, biological process: establishment or maintenance of epithelial cell apical/basal polarity; heterophilic cell-cell adhesion. The record is from RefSeq and is a predicted model, not a curated record.
AGAGAGAGAGAGAGAGAGAGAGAGAGAGAGAGAGAGAGAGAGAGCGAGAGCAAGAGAAGAGGAGUGGCACACUGCCCGUGAAGAGGAGGAUAUAGUGCAGGUAGAGCCGGCGCGGUGUGGUUAUGGCCGGACGGACGCGAUGGCAGCAGCGUCUGCCUACGUUACGAUGCCCUGCAUCAGUAGCAGGAUCACAUCUCCGCAUCCUAGCAACCAUGACAACCAUGGUGAUGGUGGUGGUUGCCAUCACGAUAUCCGGUGUUGUCGGACAGACCAGUGGUGUGCCAGCAGCUACAUCAGCAGCUACUACUACUGCAGCAACAACUACAGCAGCUACUACAGCGUUCUUCCCCACGACAGAGGCAGCGACAUCAAGUAUAGUGCCUGCUGAAGAAGUGGAGGAGGUUGACCACUGUCUGACGCAGCCAUGCAGGAAUGGAGGCGCGUGUCACAUGCUGGAUGGAGGGUAUUACUGCAACUGUCCGACCCGCUACACGGGCCUACACUGCGAGGUCGACUCAGGGGUGGUCUGUGCGAGACGGUGAUCGACAACUUUUGUGAGCUGAAUCCGUGCGAAAACAGCGCCACCUGCCAGGAAAACGAGUUCGGCGAUGGAUACACUUGUUACUGUCCACCAG